Messenger RNA from Paraglomus brasilianum, 144 nucleotides. NCBI's taxonomy places the organism in Eukaryota, Fungi, Glomeromycota, Glomeromycetes, Paraglomerales, Paraglomeraceae. The record is from the annotation of a GenBank genome assembly.
AUGUUUGCGUUGACGUCCCCGAGUGUUUGGGACCUUGGAGUGCUUGGUUGGGAUUUGGCAAGGAGUGCGGCCAUUUACGAUAAUGCUUGGUUGGAUCCGGCAAGGAGUGCUUGGCUUGGUUGGGAUCUGGCCCGUUUACAAUAA